AUGAAUGUGUUUCUGCUGCCUAAGAAUUUAUGCCAUAAACUGAACUCACUGAUUUCGAAUUUCUGGUGGGGUACCCAAGACAAAGUUGCCAAGAUCCAUUGGAAAGGGUGGGAAAGCAUGUGUAAAAAUAAGAUAGUUAGAGGACUUGGUUUAAGAGAUCUAGUGGCUUUCAACUCUGCUCUAUUAGCAAAGCAAGUUUGGAGAAUCCUCAAUAAUCCUUCGACCCUAGCAGCAAAAAUUCUCAAGGUUGUUUGCUUCCCAAAUAGCUCUAUUUUGAAUGCAAAUGCUGGUUUAAGACCUUCUUAUAUUUGGAAAAGCAUCCAUUCAGCUAUUAACACUGUUAAAGAGGGUAUGAUAUGGAGAAUUGCUAAUGGUGAAGAGGUUAAGAUAUGGCAAGAUAAGUGGAUUCCAACUAGUGAAUCUAGCAAGAUUAUGUCUCCUGUAAACACUCUAUCAUCAGAUGCAAAGGUUGCUGAGCUCAUUAAUCUUACUACUAGGUGGUUGAAUCUGCAAAUGCUUACACAGAUUUUCUGGGAAGUAGAUAGGCAAUAG
Molecule: messenger RNA, 552 nt
Organism: Juglans microcarpa x Juglans regia
Lineage: Eukaryota; Viridiplantae; Streptophyta; Magnoliopsida; Fagales; Juglandaceae
Exons: 1
Coding region: 1-552 (183 amino acids)
Source: RefSeq, a predicted model, not a curated record